CCCAACCUGAAAGAGCAAUAGAAAGGAGAUCCAUCUUUAUCAGUUCUGAUAUGUCUCAGUUUGUUUUUAGCACCUAUCUACUCAGUAGCACCUACCUUCUGCGCCUCUACUACGUUUUUCCUGGACACUACCUACCCGCCCAGAAAUGGUGUGCUGCUGUUUUCAUCGGAAGAUAGUGUCGUCGAUAUCAAAGGCGGAGCAAGUCUAGACUGUGACUCGAUUUAUUCGCAUUUUUUUGUAGUGGCCCCCGCGGUCUCAACGAUUCAAUAAACAUUCGGCGGGACGACCAUGCAGCAAGGUGUUGCGCGCACCGUUCGGUCCGUCGCAACCGGGAGAAGCGGGAGAUCAGCUUCCUCUUCGGUUGUGCGCUCAUCGCGCGCUACUGGCACCAGUAUCGCAGGGACCCCCCGGCUAGCUUGGACACCAGCGGUGCGGGUUCCUUCAUCAGCGACGGACCAAGAAUUAUGUACAAGGCAUUUGUCCACAACAGCCUCGGCGUCCUCGUCAUCUUCGCUGUGGCUGAAAUACUCCACCUCGUCAUCAAAGGGCCUGUCUGGAACUUCCUUUCUAGACCGUUCCGCUCACAGACCCCCUGGGCUUUCUCCCACACAUAGCAGUUGUGCAGCGCCGCGUUCUUCCCCAUCGUCUCCGAGCACUGCAGGGUACUCCACUACGUCCGUUCGCGGUUUCGGGUCUGCCAGCGAAGUGGCAAAUCAGGAAUCAAGACCAGCCGCAUCUUCGCUGGGCGACGGAAAGCAGCUCCAGGGUGAUGCCCCGCGUUUCAAAGUUUCCAAAGAAACCAGACGAAAGAUAGCAGAGGGCGGAGGCAAAAAUGGACUUUCAAAUGGCGAAUCAAGCAACGGGAACGGCGCGGCACAAAAAAUGGGUACUAAUGGCGCAUCGAGUACCGGUGCGGCGGCCGGGGUAAGUAGUUCUUCAAGUAGUGGUUCUCCACGUGAGGGAUCAUCGUCUACCGUAGCGGAGGGGGAGCCCCCACACAGCGCCGCUGUCUCUUACGACUAUGGAUCAAAACGGCGCACGCAGGCCCGCAAGGCACUCCGCGAGUACUUGAGUCCCCAGGGCGUCAAGGCGAGUUUCAGUUUUUGCAGUGUGAAGGCCAAAGACUAUGCCAUAACGGUCGCUGGGACCGUGGGGAAAUACACGAAGAUAGUAGCAAACGGAUUCCUCAAACUUGCGCGGGAUCCGGGCGUAGCGAAAAUCUGGUGGAAAGACACCAAGCACGCAGUUCAGCACUUCAUCGAGUGGAAUAAACAAGGUACAUAGAAUGGCCACGAGUGCUUUUGAUUCAAACUCAAUUUUUGAGCUGGAGUCGUCGCACGAUUAAUGAGCAUGCUGGUCUUCAAACGUACUAUGUGAUGACAUGAAGAAAAUGUUGAGCUUCUAGGCAACAGUAAAGCCUACUGUGUGCGUACUAGAAUCAAUGGCUGUCGCUCGAGCACCUCCAAGCACGCUUUGAUUUUGUUUUCAGCGAGACGUUUCUACCACAGGUUUUGGUUUACUGAUGGCGAAUGUGAAACUAGCCAAGCGGCUGAUGCGCAAGAAGUUUCGCGGCCACCAGCUAUCGUACCGAGACCGCAAGAUGCUCGUUCGGACCCUCGCGGACAUGGGGAAAUUGAUACCCUUUUCGGUGUUCAUCAUCGUGCCAUUUGCCGAAGUCUUUUUGCCUUUUGCCCUGUACCUCUUUCCCAACCUGAUGCCCUCAACUUUCCUGGAGCGGGGCGAGCGCAACGAGAGCAUGGUGAAAACGUUGAAAGCUAAAAAGGAACUUGCCGUUUUCUUCCAAGAGGUCGUCGACGAAACGACCAAGGAAGCUAUCUUCCAAGCCUCCACGGAAACAGAAGAGGGGCUCACGCUUGAGGAAACGAAAGCGGAGUUCAAUGCCUUCCAGGCGAAGCUCGAAGCUCACGAAUUUCCCACCGCACAAGAGGUACUUUUCUUGUACCUACGAGUGAGUAGUUUCCCGUUUGUUCCUGCUGCACUGGGCAAAACAGAAGCAUAUUUUAUUAAGCUGCAGCGCCAAAAAGGCCGAAGUGGUACGAAGUCGUUCGGUACAAAGAAAUAUCAUUCUCCAACAGGUGUUGCGGUUUUCGCGGAUGUUUGGGCAGUGGUUCACUUUCGAAAAUCUACCGGAGGAGAAGCUGCGCAUCAUGGCCGAUAUUCUUGGUGUCGACGACACCGCUCUGUUUCGGUCCCAUUUGAACAUUCGCCUCCGCCACCACGUGAACAGGUAUCGCAUGCAGUGUUGUUUGUCUUUGCUUUAUACAUCUGUCCUGUGCAGCAUCUGCAUGAAGAUGCUUCGAACUACAAAUUAUAAACCACCCUUCGUCUAUACGAAGUUUUAGGUUUUGACACUCACGUUGAUAGAUACAUACAAUCUACUAUCGCUUAAGCAUGUCGUGCGAAAGGCAGCUCCUGCACUGACACCGAGGAAUCCGCAAUGCACCAGGUUGCGGCGAGAGGACCGCGAGAUUCUGUUUGAAGGCGUGGAGUCCUUGUCCCGCGAGGACCUGAUCGACUUGUGUCGAGCGCGGGCGAUUCCGUUCACCGCGGACGUGUCCGUCGAGUCCAUGCGUGAGGGGUUGACCUCGUGGCUGCAGCUGUCCAGCCAUCGGUCUAUACCGGUCUCGGUGUUGCUCUGGAUCCAGACCUACUACCUGAGUGGGAAGGGCAAGUUAGCGGAAGAGGAAAUUCUCACGUCCGUCCAGCAACAAGAGAAGGAGCUGGAGAAGACGCGAAAGGAAGCCGCAACCUCGUCGGAAGGCUCAGCGGAGAAAAACAUUGCCGAUGUCUUGCUUCACGUCACUGAGUUGCCACCCGACAUGUCACACGCAGUGGCGGAAAAAGGUAGUUGAUUUUUUCAUCACUCUGCACAAAAUUUGAGAUGAAUUACGGGCCCGGAAGGUCCUUUCUGUAUUUAUUUUGCAUUCGUUUUUCAGAAGGUAAGGAGGUCUUCGAGAUGAUCAUCGCGAUCGCUUUGAACAAUGAAGCAAUACUCUCACGACCUACAACAGGUUCUGACCUAGCGACCUCUACUGCAGCAAGUGGUGCCGCAGUUUCACCGCCAGCGGGUGGCACAACAGCAGAGGCGGGAAAUAAAACAGCAGCGUCGACUCCGACGAGGCCGAGGAGUGCGGUGCAAGAGGCUCUUCUGGCGUCCGCCUCUCCUGAAGAGCGGGAGGCUGCGAAGCGGGACGCGCAGGCCGAAGCCGAGCGCGCCCAGGAGAUGGCCGAGCGGCUGCAGCGCACAAAGGAGCUGGAGGACGAGUGUCGCCGCAUCGACGAAGAGAACCAAAAGCGGCGGAUGUCGGAGCUGAUCGAGCCCGACUACGAGGCGGAAAUUCUGGACUCGGUCGGCCACGAAAACUUCGCCGAACUGGCGGACGCACAGCCCGGCUCGCCGGAGGAGCAGCUCCGGCGGAAGCAGUCGUUGGAUGACCACCUGCUGGCGGAUUCGGGGAAAGAAGUGCUUCUCGAGCGGAUGGACCGCCAGGAAAGCGAGAUGCGGACCUUGCGCCGCAUCAUCGACAAGCAAGCGGACCUGCUGCAUUCGCAGCUGAACAGUCUUGCCGCGCUGCGCGAGGCCGUGGCAGUGACUUCCGCGGCCGGCAGCUCCGAGGCGGACGCGGUCACCGAUCGAACGCAGCAACUAGAAAGGGUGCUGCUGGACCAGAAAUUUCGGAUCCACGAGGCCGUUGCCCAGUUCAGCACGGGGCUGCGGAGCGUGGAGUCAGAAUACCAGAAAUGGGAGCGGAAAAGGUCGCUCAGAGGGAAUGUUGCCGCAGCUACGGUAUCGCGAAGUAGUGCUAGAGCGCAUGAUUCAGUUCCUUCCUAUAGCGGAAUGAUGUCCGGCUCCGGUGGUGCUGGUAGCGGGAAGAGCAACUCCUCUUCGCUGCACGGUCUCAGUGUCGAGGAGCAAGUUGCGGUGGAACUGCAAAAUCUCAAAAAGCACGGUGGACAGACGCUGCCGCCAAUAGCCGAAACUCCCGCUGCUUCCGAAGACGAUUCUGCGGCGGCGUUCAAAGCAACUGCGGUGGCUGCGGUCACAAACGGAGGCACAGGAAAAAAAUGAGCGGUGGCUCGUCGUCCCUCUAAGUGCUAAAAAAACCACAAACCAGCGCAGGAUGAGGCAGACUGUAUGAUAAAAGAGACUUGCGCAGCACGAAAUGAAUAUGGAAAAGAACAACCCAAAGACGAGUUUGGAAACUCUUCUUUGUAAGCGACACAUGAAUCAGUUUACAGGAAACUGGUCAAGCAAGUUGAAAA
This is a messenger RNA of Amoebophrya sp. A120, 4284 nucleotides long. The record is from the annotation of a GenBank genome assembly. Lineage: Eukaryota; Dinophyceae; Syndiniales; Amoebophryaceae.